Messenger RNA from Brienomyrus brachyistius, 6691 nucleotides. RefSeq names its product LLGL scribble cell polarity complex component 2 (gene llgl2). The transcript is spliced from 25 exons. Bases 1552 to 4785 code for a protein of 1077 amino acids. Gene Ontology annotation, cellular component: plasma membrane; cortical actin cytoskeleton; cytoplasm. Lineage: Eukaryota; Metazoa; Chordata; Actinopteri; Osteoglossiformes; Mormyridae. Gene Ontology annotation, molecular function: GTPase activator activity; myosin II binding. The record is from RefSeq and is a predicted model, not a curated record. Gene Ontology annotation, biological process: establishment of spindle orientation; regulation of protein secretion; cortical actin cytoskeleton organization.
CACCCAUCCACACUGGUUUGUCCGGUUACCAGUCUGCUUCCAGUGCAGCAGGUCACAGUGAUCGAUCGCAGGUUACACGAACCCUACCUGCAGCGGCCGUUUGCUUAUGAGAUCCGCUCCUGUAUUUAAGCGAUGCAGUAGACUCCUAAAUCGUGGCCUCGCUGGGGGUUAUUUAUGUCAUUCAUAUCCAACUUUUUCUCUCCUUAUUAGUUUAAAGAGUAACGUCACGGCGAUUGCGUUACAUCCCACGGGGAAAAUACGCCUCCUCUAUGUCCUUAACUUCUAAUAAUUACGUAGGUGAGCAAUUGUGUCCCAAUGCAUUGAACCGCCCUGACAGCUGAUGACUUUUUGUAGACUAAUCGUUUUAUAGUAUGCAUUUGGCAGACUGAGCAUUUUUCUUUAACAUCGAUUCAAUGGGAAGCCGAUCAGUGGCUGUUCCCACCAACCCCAAAAAGCAGCCUUUAAAAUACAAGUUUUGGGAAUGACGGCGGUGCGCUUCUCAUCUGUACAGUUUAUUCUUUUGUGAAAUUGCAGGAAGGGUUUAGUUUGACUGCCGAACCACACCCAAGGCAUUAGGAUCAUAUUUAUUUAGCGUAUUUGAGCGACGAGUCGUCGUCUCGCAGCCGCUGUGUACGUCAUGUCGUCGGCGCAUCAGUAAUGGACACAUGCAUAUAACUCGGCUCUUUUUGUUAUUGAUACACGAUCAGCAAAGGAAUCGUGCUGUCCAUGUUUUUAGCGAUGUAUUAAAAAGGUGACGAGCUUUAUACCUCAUGAAAUCCCACUUCCCAUGGAAACUAUGACUUUGAAAACAAAAUUUCCUAUACCAACACUAAUAUCUGUACAUAUUUUUCAUAGAAACUGGCAGAAUAUCAACACUGACUAGUGUUUUGGCCGCACCCUGCUAGUUUGUAUUUACCGUAGUUAACAAUAAAACUGCAGUGCGUGUCUCAAAUUGAUCCGAGCCAAAACCAGGAGGGUGGUUGUCUUCCUAGUUUGUCAGCAAACUAUUUUUUUGGCACUUGUAUUUUGUAUAGCGGUUGGACUGGUUUUUUGUUUUUCUGUGUUUUUGCCUGUAUGGAAAUUGCUCUUUUCCCCUAAACCUACAUUGAUUUUGGGUUAAUGUCUGUAGGAGCUACAGACGGGCUUCCCUUUUUUCCACGGUAUUCAUUGCAUGUGUCUUGAGCUCAUAGUUGAAAUGUUUUAAAUGCUGUGCAAUUCUGGCAUAUCUUAGUGAAACGUAUUGUAGAUGGCAGCAGUUCUUCCCUGCUUCCUAUUUUAGUAAAGGUCUGCUUUCUACAUAAAGCAAUGCUGAGAAUGCGGUGGUCAGUUUUUAGGAUACUAAAAGCUUAGUCAGGUGACUUUGCAUGUACUUUUUGGAAAACUUAGGACGCUGAGCAUGAGGGCUGGACUGUGACCCUGACUGGGCAAGGUAGCCUUUAACGUGUGAUAAAUGACUGAGGCGCCUACAGUGCUGGACAUCUAAGCAGGUUGAGGAAUAUAUAAGGAAGUGCAGUGUGAGAACGCAGCAGGGGAGGACUUCGGCGCGGGAGGAUGAGGAGGUUCCGGCGGCACGGGCAGGAGUCGCACAGGGACAAGCUUAAGCAGGAGCUCUACCAGUUCAACAAGACUGUAGAGCAUGGCUUUCCCCACCAGCCCAGCGCUCUGGGGUACAGCCCCAGCCUACAGCUACUGGCCAUCGGUACUCGCUCUGGCGCCAUUAAGCUAUACGGAGCACCAGGAGUUGAGUUCAUGGGGCUCCACGACGAGACCGCUGCUGUCACUCAGGUGCACUUCCUCCCAAACUUGGUUGAACUGGUGACUCUGCUUGAUGACAAUAGUCUGCAUAUGUGGACCCUUCGAGCGCACAACGGUGUCUCGGAGCUGCUGGAGAUCGGCCGCUUCAUACUGACUGGGCCUCCAGGUGCCCCUCCUAGUGUGACACGGGUGACCGCCGUGCUGGCACACUCCUCCGGAGAGCUGCUCCUCCUGGGCACCGAGGGCGGGCACGUGUUUGUGGUAGAGGUGCCUGGCUUCCGGGAAGUGGAGGAUAAGAGCAUCAGCCUGGAGUCCGUGCAGAGCCGAAUUCCGGAUGAUUAUGUGGGUCGCCGAAACCUGCAGUGUGUGGAGGCCCUUCAGGAGAACCCCCUGAACUUCCACCAGGUCCUAGUGGGCUAUGGGCGUGGCCUCAUUGUAUUAUGGGAUCUGGAUGCAAGACGUGCUGUGCAGCAGUUCCUGGGCACGCAGCAGUUGGAGAGCAUGUGGUGGGUGCCGGAUGGAGGGUGUGUUCUCAGUUGUCAUAGUGAUGGCAGCUACUGUCAGUGGAAAUUGGGCGAGGAGAAGACUCAGUCCGCGCCUCACAGGACGGAGACGCCAUACGGUGCCUUCCCAUGCAAAGCAAUUUCCAAAAUUGUACAGAUACCGACAGCAAAAGGGCCUCCAUUCUUAAUCUUCAGUGGUGGCAUGCCCCGGGCCAGCUACGGUGACCGUCACUGCAUAUCCGUCAUCAAUGGCAAGACCCAUGUGGCACUGGAUUUCACGUCACGCAUCAUUGACUUCUUCGUCAUUCAGGACUGGGACUGCCACAAAGGUGACCCGAGCGCGCUGGUGGUCCUGGCGGAGGAGGAGCUGGUGGUGGUGGACCUGCUGUCGGCCGGCUGGCCGGUGAUGCAGGCGCCCUACCUGGCUCCGCUGCACUGCUCGGCCAUCACCUGCUCGCACCACGUCUCCAGCAUCCCCCUGAAGCUGUGGGAGCGCGUGCGAGCCGUGGGCCAGCUGCAGAACACGCAGUCCUCACACCGGCCGUGGCCAUUGAACGGAGGGCAAAACCUGGCUCCGGACCCUCCCCAGCGGGACCUGCUGCUCACAGGUCAUGAAGAUGGUACGGUCCGUUUCUGGGACGCCUCGGGGGUUUGCCUGUACCCCAUGUACAAACUGAGCACCUCUAGUGUGUUUCACACUGAUGCCGACCCCAAUGACAACAUGAAUCAGGGAAGCGAGGGAGACUGGCCACCCUUCCGUAAGGUGGGCUGCUUUGAUCCCUACAGCGAUGACCCCCGGCUGGGGAUUCAGAAGAUACACUUGUGCAAAUACAGUGGAUACCUGGCCGUCGCAGGCACUGCGGGACAAGUUCUGGUGCUGGAGCUGAAUGACGAGGCACUGGAGCAGACCGUGGAGGUGAGCCUGGUGGAUCUGCUACUGGGCCAGGAGGGCUUCCGCUGGAAGGGCCACACCCGACUGGAGGAGAGGGAAGAGCCAGUGAAUUUCCUUCCGGGCUUCCAGCCCUUCGCUCUGGUGCAGUGCCAGCCUCCCGCCGUGGUCACGGCCCUCAACUUGCAUUCGGAGUGGAAGCUGGUGGCCUUCGGGACGAGCCAUGGAUUCGGCCUGUAUGACUACCAGCAGAGGAACAUCGUCCUGAUCAGGUGCACGCUGAGCCCCAGUGACCAGCUCGCCAUGGAGGGCCCGCUGUCUCGCGUAAAGUCCAUUAAGAAGUCUCUGCGCCAGUCUUUCCGCCGCAUCCGCCGCAGCCGGGUUUCUGUACGCAAGCAGCAUACCAACAACCCCGCCAAGGUUAGUGGGCCACCAUGUUUGUUUUUAGAAGUUUCCGGAAUACAUCUUGAUCCACACUUAAUUCUUCUCAUUUUCACUGUUAUGCUCCUGCCUACUUCCCCACGUCCAUGUGACCCAUCCAUAUUCCUGUUUCUGUAUCGCCUCCUCCUCCUCCUCUCCUUUUCUGACCAAUCCCAGCUACAGGAGAUAAAUGCUCGUAUGGAGGCAGAAGCUCUCCAAGAGAUGGAGCUGGCCCCGGUGCAGCGAAAGAUCGAGGCGCGCUCCUCUGACGACUCCUUCACGGGCCUGGUGCGCACUCUGUACUUCGCGGACACAUUCCUCAGCGACAGUACCCAUAGCACGGCAUCGCUGUGGGCGGGUACGAAUGGUGGCUCAGUCUUCGCCUAUGCCCUGCGCUUGCCCCCUAUCGAGCGGCGUAAUGAAGAGGUGGUAACGGCUCACCCUGCCAAGGAGAUACAGCUGAUGCACCGUGCUCCUGUGGUGGGCCUGGUAGUGUUGGACGGCCGUGGGGCUCCGCUUCCUGAGCCGCUUGAGGUAGCCCACGACCUGGCCCGUAGCCCAGACAUGCAGGGCUCCCACCACCUGCUGGUGAUUUCUGAAGAGCAGUUCAAGGUGUUCACACUACCGAAGGUGAGCUCCAAGACGAAGCUGAAGCUGACGGCAGUGGAGGGCUCGCGGGUCCGGCGAGUGGGCUUGGCCUGGUUCGGCAGCAGCCGGACGGAGGAAUAUGGAGAGAGUGGGCUGGUGGUGCUGACCAACCUGGGGGAGCUGCACGUGCUGUCGCUGCCCCACAUCAAGAUGCAGGUGCACUAUUCCUGCAUCCGCCGGGAGGACAUCAGCGGAAUCGCCUCCUGCGUCUUCACGAAGCACGGCCAAGGGUUCUACCUGAUCUCUCCCUCCGAGUUUGAGCGGUUCUCCUUGUCCGCUCGCUGGAUUGUGGAACCCAAGUGCUUGGUGGAGGUACCACCCCCUCCAUCCACCUCCUCAGCCUCUCCCACCGCAUACAGGACGCAGCCCGAUGGGAUGGCCGUCAAGCAUCGAAAAGACAAUGAAGAAUCCGAAAGUUCCGCCAAGCGUGUCAUGGAGCAUGCCUUGCUGAAUGAUGAGACCGUGCUCCAGCAGAUCCAGAAAGCAUUAGAAGGAGAUCAGACGACACACGUUGAAAACAACAUGAAAAUCAAGCCAAGACGAGGCAAUGUGAUGAGCAAUGGAGACUGAGCCCCUCGUUGCUGUGCCUGAAAUACCUUGGAAUCCACCAGCACUGCUCCUGAUAGCAAUGACACUACUACUGCUAACAAGACCACUACUGACGCCUAACCCCCCAGCCCUGGAAGGGCACCACUGACGCACCGCUACUGAGUAGGGAGGAAGGGCAGAAGGAAGUGCCGCUUGUGCCUCAUCCAUCCGCUGUCUCUCCGCCAACCUUCCUUCCGUAUGCGCCCAGCUGUCCAGUCCCCCAUAAACCUCCUUGGUCCCUGACACCAUGAGACCAACCAGCAAAAACUCAAACGUAACACCUUGCCUUACCUUUGACAGUAAGCGGGGAAUGCUUAAAAAUGUUUUUAGUGUGAUGGAAGAGUGCCGGGUCGAAGAGCCUCUUUUGAAAUCUUUUUAUAUUUAAUUAGACUUUGGUUUUUCUAUUUAAGGUAAAUCCUGUUGACUCUGAACCUCUUAUUCGUACCAGUUAAACGAAAACAGUAACACUAUUUUAGGAGGGCUUGUAUAAGGCACUAAUUAAGUGCUACUAAUCAGUUCUUUAUUGGCAUCUAAUAAGGGCGUGUUGGGAACGUAAUUUUUUAUACAAUGUUUGCUAAUUCAGCAUUUUGAAGAUAUGUUUUUAUGCUUUUUUUUUUAUUUUUUUGCAAGUUAUCCGUUACUGUUUGGACAAUAAUUACUGAGAGGUUGAGUCUGUGAAGUCUGUGAAGUGUGUGUGUGUGUGUGUGUGUGUGUGUGUGUGUGUGUGUGUUUCCCACCCCUGUUUUCUUAGCAGACUGACAACUAACUCCAGUAUUUCUCACUGAAACCAUUUAGAAAUGGUUUCAAUUAUGUAUUUUGUCCCUCAUUCUGACUUUUAAAUAAACAUGGUCGCCCUAGUAACGAGCAAGCAGAGUGUAUGUUCAGUUUGGUUGAGCUUGGCUGCACAUGGCUUUGAAUUCUGUAGUGUAGUAGGCGUUUGUCUUGAAUGAAUGACUUGGAGGAAAUGGGUGAAACGCUUGAACGAUAUAAAAUAACAAUACUGGAAUUAAGUGUGGAGCAACUGAUGAACUGAGCUGCUAAGUGAGAUCCAGUGUACUUAAAAUACGAACGAUCGAUUCAGCUGAAGUAGGGCUUGUCUUAAUGUACAUACAAAAUUUGCUUGUGUCUCAAGUAAUGUAUCCCUACACAUGAGUUCCUUAUGCAGUAGUGAGUGUGUCUAAGUAUCCCAACAGCCGCUUAUCUGCCAAUGUAGUUGCCAUUUGGCACCCAAUUAGUCCAUUAUACUUUGCCGCUUAAAAAGGUGUCGCCAAAGUAGAAGAAUUGCAGUUUAUAUUGAAGUCUAACACUUGCAUUGAAAGCAAUGUUAUUGGAAAUGUGCAGACCUACCUGUAGACUACAGAGCAUCAAUAGACAUGUGCAGUGAAUAUAUGACAUUAAAGGAAAUAAGAAUGCCUUUGAACUGCAUUCAUACAACCCCCUGACAAUGUCAGCCGCCUUGCUGUCAUUGUCUUGGCACAUGUAGUUCAAGGGGACUAUUAUUAUGCUAAUUAUUAGGUACUUUUUCACUGCUGUGUAGCACACACAUUUUGUACUUUUUGAGAUGAACAGCUUUUUACAGGGUCUUUCAUUUUUGUAUGUAAACAAUGAAAAUUGUAAUUUAGGAAUGUAAUUUUUAAAUAUUGUAGUGAAAUGUUUAAUAUAUAUGUAUAAUGAAAAUCCAUACUUGUUUUUAUAGAGGUUUGAGGGGAGGGGGGUUGGCUGCUAUAUCUUGCAAGGAAAUAUUUUGGUACCAACUCCCAAAUGCUGGGUAUUUUUUAGAUUAGUUUAUAUUUUUGUAGUGAUUCAAUGAGUAUGAGAACUCUAAUAUGACAUGUAACUCCACACUACAGUAUGUCCUGCUGCAAGAGUAAAUCAUUUUUCACAAGAA